AUGGAACCAAGUCCAGCUAAACCAACACCCGCGCCCAAGGAACAGCCCUCGGCGAUGGCCGCGUCCACACUUCGUGCCAUCGCCUCUAGUGCCAACCCCACCGUCGCAUUCACUCGAAGCCCACCUCGGACCAGUGGGGGCCGAGGCGGCGUCAAGCGCACGCGGCGGAAAGAAGAAAAACUGGCUGAUGAAGUGAUGUUGGUUCAACGCGACAUCCACCGACUCGAAGGCAAGCGGGACUGCAUGCUGGACUACCCCAUGCAGACGACGGCGUUGAACGAUCGCAAGUCGACGAAGAUCAUGUACGAGUACUGCACCUUGUUCGAGUUUGGGUUCGAUCACAAGAACAAGCAAGAGGGACUAAAGCAGGAGCAGUUUAUCCGAUCCAUCAUGCGAGAGGACCUGCAGAUCACAGGCGUCACAUUCACGUCCAAGGGCGUGGACAAGCUCAUCGGCGCCCAUCGCAUGUACUCGUCUGUCCACAUGAACUACAAAAUGCAGUUCGUGACCUGCGAGAACGUGCUCGACGACUCGGGUGCUGUGAUCGUGACCGAGCUCAAGACGAUCAUCUCCCAGCGCAUCACGCGCAAGAUGCUGCAGCUGUACUACCCCAUGGUGUUUCAGCACGAGGCACUGGUCCAGCGCCUCCUCGGCCAAAUGAUCGACAUGGCCGUGACCCAGCUGUACGAGUACGACAACCUCGGCCGCAUCGAAGGCUAUGUGCCGAGGAUAGGGGUCCUCGAAGCGUUUGCAGACCUGCUGGAAAACGCAGAUCUGGCCGCGCUCUGUGCCCUCGAGCACAAGCUCCGCAAGAUCUUUGAAUAA
This is a messenger RNA of Aphanomyces astaci, 825 nucleotides long. RefSeq lists its product as hypothetical. The record is from RefSeq and is a predicted model, not a curated record. Bases 1 to 825 code for a protein of 274 amino acids. Lineage: Eukaryota; Oomycota; Saprolegniomycetes; Saprolegniales; Verrucalvaceae. The transcript has a single exon.